Molecule: messenger RNA, 1611 nt
Organism: Rhodotorula toruloides NP11
Lineage: Eukaryota; Fungi; Basidiomycota; Microbotryomycetes; Sporidiobolales; Sporidiobolaceae
Product: nuclear protein export protein
Exons: 7
Coding region: 1-1611 (536 amino acids)
Biological process (GO): intracellular transport
Source: RefSeq, a predicted model, not a curated record
AUGGUUAGCGAGAGUCCCAACGACAAGCCCAGUUCGACCGCCACGCCCGUCGAAGCCAGUCUUCCCGCCGUCACUCCCACAACGGAACGGACACGGCAGAAGCGACCUCGUGCAGCGGUGGAUCCCGGCACGCCCAAGGGUGAUGGAGACGAGGGGAAGGGCCCGUCCAGCAUGACGCCGCUCGCGAAGAAGGGCCGUGUCGAGGAAGGAGAAGAAGGCGGUUCGGACAAUGAGCGGUCUGCGACCCCACCUCCCGCCGGCGAGGCUUCCAACUCUCGUCCGUCAACUCCGUCGCAGGACGUCAGCCCAACCAAACCGCCUGCGACGGAAGGCAAGGAUACGAAGAAGCUGCGCGAGCGCGUUGCGGCGAUGAAGCCGCCCGGCCAGACCGGCGAGAUUGAGGAGGGUUCGACACAGGACGUCGAGAUUGCCGAGGUUGCGGACGAGGUCUCGGCCUCCGCUGCCAAGCUCGGCAACGAGCAGGAAGCGAAGGAGACGAAGGACGUCGAGAUCGCGGAGGUUGCGGCUGACGUCGGCAAGUCUGCGGAACAACUUGCGCAGCAGGACGAGCGCAAGGAGCAGGACGACAUGGAGGGGAUCGGAAAGGGCGCGUCGAAGGAGGUUGCGGACACGGCGGCCGAGGUGGCGGAGUCGGCUGCGAUAGUCCAGGCAAAAGACGAGAAGAUCGCCGACGCCGCCAGCGAGGUCGCGGAAUCUGCCAAGGAGGUUCCGGAACCGACGCCCGCACCGACACCAAAGCCAAACACGUCGGACCAAGCUUCCUUCUCAAGCUACUCCUCGACCGCCUCACCCUUCGCCGCAUUCGCCUCUACCUCUUCUCCUCUCGCUUCCGUUCCGGCGCUUGCAAAGCCAUCUGCAGAGCAGCAGAAGCCGAAGACGAAGUCGACGUUCUCGGCCGCUCCUUUCGCCGCCUCGUCCAUUCCUCCAGCUGUUCCUCCCGCCUCCACGACCGACAAGCCCGCUUUGACUGAGCCUGUCGCCGUCGCAUCGACUUCGACGCCCUUCACCAAGGCAGCACCGACGACCAACCUCGCCGCGGCGUCACCUUUCUCUGCCUUCGCCUCGACAAGCGGGUUCGCCGCUGCCGGCAAGUCGAGCGCCUCGUCUGCCUUCAGUGCGUUUUCAGCUACGCCGUCGGCUUUCACCGCCGUUCCCUCAUCCGACUCUGGCGCGACGUCGUCGUCCGCGUCGCCCGCGCCUGCCGAUACUGAGGAGAAGCGCGUCUACACCGAGCAGGAGGUCGUGACGGGCGAGGAGGAUGAGGAGACCGUGCACAGCGUCCGGUGCAAGCUGUUUGCGAUGCACGAGGGCAACUGGGUCGAGAGGGGGACCGGGCCGUUCAAGGUGAACCAGACGAAGAAGGAGGGCAAGCACAGCGCUCGACUAGUCAUGCGCGCGGACGCUACCCACCGCCUACUGCUCAACGCGCCGUUGUUCCGCGAGUUCGUCAUCGACGUCAGCAACGAGAAGUACGUGCGCUUCACGGUCAUUACAGGCGACGGACCGACGAGCUACAUGUUGCGGACGGCCAACGCGGCGGCGGCGCAGAACCUGGUGCAGGCCGUGCGGGACAAGGCAGCAACGCUGUAG